This is a messenger RNA of Gordionus sp. m RMFG-2023, 1857 nucleotides long. RefSeq lists its product as uncharacterized. The record is from RefSeq and is a predicted model, not a curated record. The transcript is spliced from 2 exons. Bases 1 to 1857 code for a protein of 618 amino acids. NCBI's taxonomy places the organism in Eukaryota, Metazoa, Nematomorpha, Gordioida, Chordodea, Parachordodidae.
AUGGAGACACUCAUCGCACUCCAAAAACCAAACAAGGACAUUCAGCCCAUCGCCAUUGGUUCAACUUACCGUAGAUUGGUCGCUAAAUUAAUCGCAUCUAGAAUCAAACACGAUGCCGCACACAUUCUAAGCCCCUAUCAACUUGGUGUAGGGAUACCUGGUGGGUGUGAAGCUGCUGUGCACUUAACAAGAAUUCACCUUGAAAAUAACCCAAAAAACGAAUCCAUAGUAAAAAUUGACUUCUCUAACGCCUACAACACUCUUUCGCGCAACACGUUCCUACAUUCAAUUUGCUUCCAUUUCCCAGCUUAUACCAAAUUUCUUUUCUCUUGCUACCAAUCACCAACAAUCUUACAAUUCAACAAAGAAAAGAUACUUUCUGUUGAGGGUAUCCAACAAGGUGACCCUCUCGGAUCCCUUCUCUUUAGUCUUGGAAUCAAUGACAUGAUAAAAUCAAUAAACUCUUCAUGUACUCUAUCGCUCCACGCUUGGUAUAUUGAUGAUGGAAUCUUGAGUGGUCCCAGUAGUGAAAUUGCCAAAGCAGUCACCAUAAUUAAAGAAAUGGGCACAGCCAUUGGACUUUCGCUUAACCAGAGCAAAUCUGAAUUCUCACUUUUAAAUUCUAAUGCUCCCAACACUCACGAUUUCAAAUUCACAUCAAGCGUUGAAUUAACACAUCUAGGAUCGCCUGUUGGAGGACACGAGGCAAUAAGCACCUUUCUUCAUUCCUCACUUGACAUACUCCUUAAACUGGAGGACAUCUUUACACUUCUUCCAUCACACAAGUCCUUUUUUUUGCUAAAAAAUUUCUUUUUUAUACCAAGGAUUCUUUACGCACUUCGGUCAACUCCAAUUUUUAAAUAUCCUAUUCCUAUCCAAACUUACGAAAAAGGAAUAAAGGACUUAACCGAAAAAAUAGUAAAUAUCAGAUUCAACGAAACUGCUUGGGCCCAAGCAACUCUUCCAACCAAAUUUGGUGGUCUCGGCAUCAGAUCUCCACUUGACUUAGCAACAACUACUUUCAUAUCGAGUAGUCUCUUGACAAAGCCAAUAACCACCGCCCAUAAUUCUAAAGAAGACCUUUCCUUAAUCGUUGCUAUGGAUAUUUGGAAAACAAGGAUCAACGCUGAUUCUCAUCCCCCCACAACCCAUAAACAGAAAGACUGGGAUGCACCAGUGGUUGCUCGAUGCGUUGAAACUCUCUUAUCUAGCAUGCAAUCUACCGACCGCACCCUAUUCUCUUCCUUGCUCAAUGGUACGGGACAUGAGUUUCUUGAGGCCAUCCCAUCUACCAAUCUUCAGCUUCAACUAUCCAACAAUGAAUUUACCCAUGCCAUCGGCAUUCGUCUAAAUUGUUCCAUCACUCACCCCCACAUCUGCUCAGGGUGCAACUCGCCAGUUGACUCGAAGGGUAGACAUAGUUUACAUUGUCGCUCCUGCAAUGGACGAUUCAUCAGACACAAGCAAUGUAAUACAAUCAUCCAACAUGCUCUGAAAUCCGCCCAAAUUCCUUCCACGUUAGAACCACAUGGUCUUUUUAGAUCUGACGGUAAACGUCCUGAUGGGAUCUCUCAAAUCCCAUGGAGGAGAGGCCAACUUUUGGUAUGGGACUAUUCCUGUAUUGACCCCUUGGCCCCAUCCAACCACGCCAUCAACAUCCUUGACCAGAAGGAACAACUUAAAAUUUCUAAAUACACAGAAAUAAUAAACGAUCAUUGCUUCAUCCCAAUCAUAUCAACCACUCUUGGCACCUUCGGCAAACUCGCCUUAGCAUUUUUCAAAAAAUUAGGAUCACAAAUCAGCAAACUCUCAGAAGAACCCCGAGAGGGUUUUUUCUUCGUCAACGAUUAUCCAUAG